This is a messenger RNA of Stylonychia lemnae, 1278 nucleotides long. The record is from the annotation of a GenBank genome assembly. NCBI's taxonomy places the organism in Eukaryota, Ciliophora, Spirotrichea, Sporadotrichida, Oxytrichidae.
AUGGAUCAUACAGACAGUCAAAAGCCAGAGUUUGAAAAAAUCUAAGGUUUUGCUACCAAAGUUAUCAUUGAUUGCGACCCAGGUGGAGAUGAUGCACAUGCUAUUCUCCUUGCAUAAUAUUUAUCAAAAGCUUUCAAUGUACAAAUACUCGGAUUGACAACAGGAGGAGGAAAUCAGACUGUAGACAUGGUGACAAAAAACUCAUAAAUUAUAAUUGAUAUCCAUGGUGAAACUGGGUUUUUAGUUCAUAAGGGAACUCAGAGAGAUGAUAUUUUGCACAUAUAAGAUGGAUUUUUCGGUAAAGAUUCAUUUGGUGGUUAUCAAAGCAAGUAUCAAGAAAUCAAUGGUGAGAUAGGCGAUAAGCAUUUAUCUAAGCAAACAGCCAUUGAAUUCCUCCUUGAAUAAGUUAAUCAAUAUCCAAAUGAAAUCACCCUUAUUUGUAUGGGUUGUUUCACCAACAUCCAAAAUGCUCUUAAAUAGCUGCCAGAUUUUCUUGAAAAACUUAAGAACAUUGUAGUAAUGGGAGGAACUCAUUCUGGUGUAGGAAAUGCACCAAAUUGGGUAUCUGAGUAUAAUUUUCAUGGGGAUCCAAAUGCUGCUAAACAAAUCUUUGAAAAAGCAAAAAAUAUCACAAUGAUUUCUUUCGAUCUAUGUUAUGAUUAUUACAAUAACAUGAGCGAGCAAGAUUAAGCUACUAUUUUCGGUUAGAAUACUAAAUUGGCAAACUUUAUUAGAUAGUCUAACAGCUAAGCUUAUAUAAAAGGCAAAAGAUAUUCGAUAUGUGAUCAGGUUGCUGUUGCGGUAGCAUUAGAUCCAAGAAUUGUUCUUGACUAUGAGCAAAAGUAAUGCAAAAUAUUUGAUGAUAAAGAUGAAUCUACAAGAGGAAUGGUUGCGAUAAAUUGGAUUGAAUUCUACAACAUAAAGGAUCAACCAAAAGUCAACAUCGUAACUAAAAUAGACUAGAAAUUAUUGAGUAUGUACCUUAGGGACUGCUUGAAAGAUGGUUUAGAUGUCUUUUCAAAUUUCUAGCAUGAGCGUCAAGAAAAUUAGAAAGCUUUAAGUGCAUAUCUAGAGGCUUUAGGAAUUCCUGACUACCUAGAGAUCGAUCCAUCUUUAGGCUCUCUCUUAAUGAUCCAGAUGAAACAUCUAGAAAGAUUUCCUCUUUGCGAUCUUAUUACUCAUCAAAAUCUAGAUUAUGAUUUCUACUCAUUAUACUUCUUUACUAUGUUUUAAAGCAACUAAACUUUGAAGUUGAGAUUAUUAAAUCAACAAAUUUGA